Bombus pascuorum is the source of this 15318-nucleotide messenger RNA. RefSeq names its product kinesin-like protein KIF13B (gene Khc-73). Gene Ontology annotation, molecular function: microtubule motor activity; ATP binding; ATP hydrolysis activity. Gene Ontology annotation, biological process: microtubule-based movement; cytoskeleton-dependent intracellular transport. NCBI's taxonomy places the organism in Eukaryota, Metazoa, Arthropoda, Insecta, Hymenoptera, Apidae. The record is from RefSeq and is a predicted model, not a curated record. The transcript has 29 exons. Bases 203 to 6046 code for a protein of 1947 amino acids. Gene Ontology annotation, cellular component: kinesin complex; microtubule.
CGACGAGCUUCAAGCAAUAUGGCGAAGUGUGUCAUGGGCUCGGUGAGACGUAGUGCCGUUUGAAAGAAUGAAAAGUUCGCGGUAUGGGUUGAGAAUAAUGUAGCGCUAUGAAGAUCGUGUGAAUAUCGUAUUUGUGUACAACAAAAGCAUCGAGUAGUUCCUUGUGAUCGGGAUAUACAGUGCGCGUUACCGGUGUGAAAUCAUGGCUACGGAUAAAAUAAAGGUUGCCGUUCGGGUUCGGCCGUUCAAUCGCAGAGAGCUGGAACUCGGUACACAAUGCGUCGUCGAGAUGUCCGGACAGCAAACCAUCUUGCAGCAUCCCACCACGAUGGACAAGAUCGAACGGAGCAAGCCGAAAACCUUCGCGUUCGAUCAUUGUUUCUAUUCCCUGGACCCGGCCGUGGAAAACUUUGCGAAUCAAGAUGUGGUGUUCGACGCCCUGGGUCGCGACAUUUUGGACAAUGCGUUCCAAGGUUACAACGCCUGCAUUUUCGCCUACGGUCAAACCGGGUCCGGGAAAUCGUACACGAUGAUGGGAAGCGGCGAGAACAAAGGUAUCAUACCACGGCUGUGCGACAACCUGUUCGACAUGAUCGCGAAGCAACAGAGCUCGGAGCUUACUUACAAAGUCGAGGUAUCCUAUAUGGAGAUCUACAACGAGAAGGUGCACGAUCUGCUCGAUCCAAAGCCGAACAAACAGUCGCUGAAAGUCAGGGAACACAAUGUCCUGGGGCCGUACGUGGAUGGACUUAGUCAGCUCGCCGUCACAUCCUUUCAGGACAUCGACAAUCUGAUGGCGGAGGGGAACAAGUCGAGGACGGUAGCUGCGACGAACAUGAAUUCCGAGAGUUCACGGUCGCACGCUGUAUUCUCCGUCAUUCUGACGCAAACGUUGACGGACUCGAAGAGCGGCGUCAGCGGUGAAAAGGUCUCGCGGAUGAGCCUGGUGGACUUGGCAGGGAGCGAAAGGGCUGUGAAAACUGGAGCGGUGGGCGAUAGGCUUAAAGAAGGAAGCAAUAUAAACAAAUCCCUAACGACGUUGGGUCUAGUCAUUUCGAAGCUGGCGGAUCAAAAUUCCGGAAGUAAUAAGAAUAAGGACAAGUUCGUGCCGUACAGGGACUCCGUUCUAACGUGGCUGUUGAAGGAUAACCUUGGCGGGAACAGUAAGACCGUAAUGGUAGCCACUAUAUCUCCUGCCGCGGAUAAUUACGAGGAAACGCUUUCAACCCUGCGAUACGCGGACAGAGCCAAGAGAAUCGUUAAUCACGCGGUGGUCAACGAGGAUCCAAAUGCAAGAAUCAUUCGAGAAUUAAGGCAGGAAGUGGAGGCGUUGAAAGAGAUGCUAUUACAUGCAACUGGACAAGGAUCGAUAGUGGGCCAGCAACGCACAGACAUAACGGAGAAGCUGUCGGAAUCGGAACGAUUAAUGAAGGAAAUGUCGCAAACGUGGGAGGAAAAACUGGUGAAAACCGAGAGGCUGCAACACGAAAGGCAACAGGCCUUAGAAAAAAUGGGAAUCAGUGUUCAAGCCUCUGGUAUCCAAGUGGAAAAGAACAAGUAUUAUCUCGUAAAUCUAAACGACGACCCUAGCUUGAACGAGCUGCUAGUUUAUUAUCUGAAGGAAAGGACUCUGGUUGGAGGACGUUCGGCAAAGACAGAGCAGGACAUUCAACUGCACGGGCUUGGUAUUCUGCCUGAACACUGUGUCAUCACGAUAGAGGAGACUGGCCUCUAUAUGACGCCAUUAAACGGUGCUAGGUGUUUCGUGAACGGCACUCAGGUAGUAGAGAAAACGCCGUUGUUACACGGUGACAGGAUCGUCUGGGGAAAUCAUCAUUUCUUCCGGGUGAAUUGUCCCAGAAGUGCAACAGCGAUCAACAGUGAGCCUCAGACGCCGGCACAGAAUAUUGAUUACACUUUUGCACGAGAAGAACUGAUGCUUAACGAGUUGUCGAACGAUCCUAUUCAAAGAGCCAUCGCUAGACUCGAGAAGCAGCACGAAGAAGAUAAACAGGUCGCGUUAGAGAAACAGAGACAAGAGUACGAGCGACAGUUUCAGCAACUUCGCAACAUUUUGUCUCCAUCGACACCCUAUUCCCCUUACGUACCGUACGAUCCCCUGCGGGGCAGUCAAAGUAGUAAACUUCCUGCUUGCACGCCAACUACGCAAAUGCGAGUAGAGAAGUGGGCCCAGGAAAGAGACGAGAUGUUCAAAAGGAGUUUAGGCCAAUUGAAAGCGGACAUCUUAAAGGCGAACGCAUUGGUGCAGGAGGCAAACUUCUUGGCGGAAGAGAUGGGGAAGCAAACGAAGUUUAGCGUCACUUUACAGAUUCCGCCAAACAAUUUAAGUCCAAAUAGAAAGAGUGUAUUUUUUCAGCGGGGCGCCUUCGUCAGCGAGCCUGCGAUUCUAGUGAAAAGGACAAACAUGGGCAGCCAGGUGUGGUCCAUGGAAAAAUUAGAAAACAAAUUAGUCGAUAUGCGGGACAUGUACGAGGACAGAAAGGAUCCCAACAAUUGUCAACGAUUACCUGCCAUUAAAGAUGAAGUGCCCGGGAAGACUCAAGACCCGUUCUACGAGUCCCAGGAAAAUCACAAUCUCAUUGGAGUAGCGAAUAUUUUCUUAGAGGUUCUGUUUCACGACGUUCGGUUAGAUUAUCACACGCCAAUUAUCAGCCAACAAGGAGAAGUCGCUGGACGACUGCAGGUCGAGAUUAGUCGCAUAUCUGGUCACUUUCCUCAGGACCGUAUCUGCGAGGCAGCGUCAGAAUCGUCGAAUGACUCGACCUCGUCAGAACCUGAGGAUUAUUCCGGAUCGAGCUUCAUCACUUGUCGCGUGACCAUCAAACAAGCAACUGGUUUGCCUCUGUCACUGAGCCAUUUUGUAUUUUGUCAAUAUAUGUUCUGCGGACAUCCAGAUCCCAUAGUGGUCCCAGCCAUCGACAAUUCCGAACAAUUAACUUCGAAUUGCCAGAUAGGGCAGAGAGACUCUCUGGUGUUCAAGUUUAAUCACACGAAAGAUUUUACCGUGCCCAUAACGGAGGAGUUUAUCGAACACUGUAGCGAAGGGGCCUUAAGCAUAGAAGUUUGGGGACACCGAAGUGCCGGAUUUUCGCGAAGUAAGCCAGGUUGGGAAGUCGAGCAGCAACUUGCAAAAGCUAGAUCUCUGGCUGAUCGAUGGUCAGAGUUAACGCGGAAGAUCGAAUUGUGGGUCGAAAUCCAGGAACUAAAUGAGCAAGGGGAAUAUUCACCGGUGGAUGUGGUUGUGAAACAAGAUACAUGGACAGGAGGUAUUUAUCAGUUACGUCAAGGACAGCAACGACGAAUACAAGUUCGUGUGAAACCAGUACAAAAUUCAGGAACAUUGCCCAUAAUUUGUCAGUCGAUAUUAAAUAUAGCAGUUGGUAGCGUGUCUGUAAGGAAUCGUCUUCAGAUUCCAUUGGAUAGUUAUCAGGACGAAGACUUAAGUAUACUAAGGGAGAAGUGGAGCGAAGCUUUAAUGAGAAGGAGACAAUACUUGGAUCAACAGAUACAGAAACUCAUUAACAAACAAGAUAAAACUGAACAAGAUAUUGAACGAGAACAAAGCCUCGUGGAUCAGUGGGUCAGUCUCACAGAAGAAAGAAACGCAGUGUUAGUCCCUGCAGCAGGAUCAGGUAUUCCUGGUGCACCUGCUGACUGGAACCCCCCUCCAGGAAUGGAACCACACAUACCUGUUCUCUUCCUUGAUCUCAAUGCCGAUGAUCUUUCAACGCAUCAGUCCGGAGAAGAAGUCUCCGUAACUGGGUUAAAUUCCAUCUUACCAAAGGAACAUGGCAAUAAAUUCUACAAUUUACCCAUAAUUCGUCGUAUAGAGAAAGAUGUGUGCGCUAUCGCUGCUUGGGACUCCAGUAUACACGACAAUAUACAUCUGAACAAAGUCACAGAUGCAAACGAGCGGGUUUUUUUAAUUUUGAAAACAACGGUUCGCCUCUCACAUCCGGCGCCAAUGGAUCUUGUGCUGCGUAAACGAUUAGCCUUGAACAUCUACAAACGGCAAAGUAUCACAGACAGAAUCUUCAAGAGAAUCGUUCGUACCGACUGCUUAACUCAAACUGGAGUCACUUACGAAGUCGUGUCUAAUAUACCAAAGGCUAGCGAAGAAUUGGAAGAUCGCGAGAGUUUGGCACAAAUAGCUGCUAGCGGCGAAGACAACAGCUUAUGUGAUGGCGAGACUUACAUCGAAAAAUAUACACGCGGUGUUUCUGCGGUGGAAAGUAUCUUAACCUUAGACCGAUUACGACAAAACGUCGCGGUAAAAGAAUUACUGCAAGCACAAGGUCAACCACUUAUGCGCAAGACAGCAAGCGUACCCAACUUCUCGCAGGUACUACUGCCUCUCCGCCGUCUCGGACGCACUAUCAUGAGAUCCGAUACCUCGAUGGACUCUUUGAACGUCACGCGUUCUGAAAGCGUGACCGAUCUCAACACAGAGUUGAACGGGCUGCUUCAUUCGCGACGUGCAUCCACGGGUCACACCAGAAACGAUGAGAACUUCGUUUCUGCGCCAGCUAAACCAUUCGGAAUCGGCUCCAUUCUGAACUCAGCGAGACCAACCUUCCUGAAUUUGAACCUGAAUCUCAACUCAUUGACACGUCUGCAACAAUCCACCUCUGCCAAGUCAUCUCCGAAUAUGGUCGGUGGCAAAUUGGGUCUACGAAUGACCACUCUACACGAGGAAACGUCGAACACUGGCAACCAGUUGUCGACGCCCGUACACGACGAGGACGAAGAGAAGAGCGACGCUGAUUACUCGGAAUAUGACUCGUACCAGGCACCGGCGAAACCAGUAAAACCGCUAACUUCUUCACGCACACUGGAUUCUCUUGUCGAACUUCAAUCGACGAAGAUCAACACGCCAAGCAUGAGCAGCAGCGGCUACGGUUCACAAGCCGUGUCUACGACCAAUCUCACGUCCGAGGACUCCAUCUCCGUUAAAUCUAUCAGCGUGGACGAGACACCAGACUUGGAAUAUAGGAAUCUGUUGGAUUAUAAGAAACCAGAGAGAAUGGACAGCUCACUGGUGGAGGAAACGCCAGAGGAAUAUAUGGGUGAAGUGACUAACGCGUUGGGCAACUUGAACGUGAUGGAGAACACUUGCGGCGAGGAGCAUACUAGAAAGAACUUAGACGAGACAGGUGCCUACAUGGACGCAGACAUCGACAGUCCGGUUUCUUCGACGAAAAGCGAUAGCGAUGCAAAUACCAAUGUGUCGCGUACAAGUUCUACUCAUUGUCAGAAGAAGGAUACACCAAGCCAGGGUUUGAGCAACAGAAGGAAAAGCGACAUGGAGAUUAGUCAGGCAUCAAAUUCUGGAGAAGACAGCCCUCUGGAGGGUAGCUCGGUUGUACACACGAAGCUACCACCAGGGAAGGUCGUACGUCGAAGAAAAGCUUCUACUAGCACAGGAAGGCCUACGAGUUCUCAGCACAGGGCUUCAUUCCCCAUGGUCCGUCCACAAGUUUCAGAGAGCAAAGCAGCAGCACGACUCGAACAAUCAAUGCAACCUAACAUUCCCUAUGAAAACGGUGACAACAGCUCCUCUGAACGAAUCGAUGACGACGUGAGCGACAAGAGUUCAGCUUUCGGAUCGAGACACGACUUAAGUAGAGUCGAAACUCCGCUCCCGGAUUGGGUUAUAGUUGGUGAAUCGGUGUUGGUUCGCCCAUACAGCUAUUCUGGUGUCAUAGCGUACGUUGGACCAACAGAGUUUGCAUCCGGGACGUGGAUAGGAGUUGAACUCGAUGCCCCGACAGGUAAAAACGAUGGUGCUGUGAAUGGCCAUAGGUACUUCACGUGUCGACCGAAAUGCGGUAUCUUCGUUAAAGUGGACAAACUAAUUCAGGACAAACGUGGCCGAGCACUUAGAAACUAUGUCUCUGUCCCUCAACCUGCACCGAUGCGUCGAAGCGUCAGCAGAGGUGAGGGUUUACAUUCCUUGCACCGAAGUCGAAGCCGAGGGGAGGGCCUUUCAACGACAGGCACGCGAUCUUCUCCACGGGGCAAGUAAACGGAUCACAACGCCGCUUCACCAGUAACUUCGUUCUACUAAUAAGCCACUAAAUAUCCUAAUUGCUACAUGCCUAUGAUAUGUGUAGCAGCAGUGUUUCAGUCCCUUAGACAUUAGGGCAGUUAUGGAUUAAUUAAUACUUAUAAAUAUUACUUGAAAUAUUAGGUCAUUGUAAUGUGUAUCACACAAAGCAUGGGACGUUCUGUCAAAGAAACUUUUUUUCUGGUGUUUUUUUUUUUUUCUCGAACAGAACAUGCUGUUCUGAAAGCAUAGUAUCUACAACUACUUCGCAUCUUCAGUAGCAUAGCGAGAGCGAGAGAGAGAGCGAGUAUAGCGCGAAAGGGAGAGAGAGAAAGAGUGAGAGAGAAUGAAUAUUAAACAAAAAGCGCAAGAAACAUCGAUACGAAGAAAAGUUUCGUCUUUGCGUAUCGAAAGUCAGCGAACGAUGUUCAAUCGAAUAUAUAUAUAGUAUAUAUAUAUAAUUUGUAAGCAUUCCACAAAAAACUUUUAAUUUUAACGACUGGGAUGAUGAGCCAUUUACUUUUUACAUAAGAGGAAGCAUCAUUUAGUUCGCGUAUUAAUUGUACAUUUUUUAACAAUAAUUGAAGAAAGAAGGGAAAAACAGAGUCAGUUAUUUUGAUCGUAAUCUUCUACCAUUGGUGGUAAAUCAAGGCUCGUUUUAAACAAUAAUAUUCCAUAAGUUCUAAGCACCGAUUGCAUUUAAAAGAAAAGAAAAAGAAACGGAAUAAAUAUCGACACGAAUAUUAAAUAUAUUACAAUAUGUACAAUAAUCAUAUGAAUUAAAAUAAAAGAAAAGAAAUAACAAUUUGGCAAUUUUAUGGAAAUUGCCAGUGAAUAUAUAUAUAAAUAGACAGAAUAUGAAAGACACUCUCCAAAAUUGCCGGGCCGGUAAUUUGAAAUAAUGGAGAUGUAGCCAACAGAGGAAUAAAUCACACGGGACGGCCAAAAACUAAAAUAAAUGUGAAGAUAAUGAUUCUUUUCAUGAGACACGAAUUUACCGCGUUGCGUAGAUUAUUUAAAGAUUUUAUAUGUAUACAAUUGUUUCAUAUAUAUUGUAUUUUUUUAGCGCAAUCUGUUAAGUUCCUUUUUAUUGUAACAUACAAUUAUUGUCCUCUGUCCAGCAUUACGUUGUUAACGCGAACAUGACACGCAAUUAAUUUAUACGGCGCAAAAGUGUAUGGAAGAAACUGUGCGUGUUGCAUGACGAUAUAAAUUGAAGAUAAAAAAAGAAAUUCACAUUGGCUAUCGUCUCUGUCGUAAGUGAUCGUCAGUGUUGGUCAUCGAUCGAUUAAAAUCUUAACAAAUUAGACACGAGUUAUUCUUGCGUAACAACAACUAGUUUGUUGACAAAACAAACGAAAUUUUACAAAUUACAAAUUAUCUGUUUCUGUAUAAAGGUAUAUUAUAAAAUCAUAAAAAACAAGUCUACACAACGUACAAUCUUUAUCUUACUAGCAAUAUCAUACACUGAUAUUAUUAAUUGCUAAAAUAUCGUGCAAGAAGAUCCACAGACCACGAAUAAUAAAAAAGAGUCACCGUUUCUUACAAAUGUUCAUAACAAAAGACAAUUGAGAAUACAAUAUUAUAUUAUAAUGUUCCAAGAUUAAAUAGGAAUUUUAAUCGUUAAUUGUGAUUACACUUAGUUGAAUGAAAAUUUCAUCGUCAAUGGCAAUUAAUUGUAAUCAUUAAUUAUCAAUUACAGAGUAAUUGUUGCCCAAUGCUGGCAUUGAUUCACAACAAUCGAUUCGCUGGCUAAUGUGAAUCGUCUCUGAGUGCAACACGAUCACAUAGGGUCGCAAUACUAGAUUCGUAAGUUUUAGAUAGUAGAGAUCGAAUUAAAGAAAAUGAAAAAACACGAGCUUGCUUGAUCGUAUCUUGAAUUAGCGUCACGUCAAACUGCGUUGAUUCGACGUUAUUUCUUUCUUUCUCUGUUCUUUAUCGUGGCGAAUUGUCCACGAUUCGUUGCACUUGACUCUUCUUGAUUCUUGGCUGAAUUUUCACCGCGAAACGACUCUAAUAUACAUAUAUGUAUAUAUAUUUGAUACAUUUCAAACGUGAUUUUUGCUCAGUACGACGAUGACGAUACUGAUUUCUCGUUCGACAAUGAAUUAAAUAAAAAAAAAAAAAAGCGAAGAAGAAGAAGAAGAAGGAGAUAAGUAAAGCACUGUGAAAAGAUAUAACGGCGAUAGAUGGUCAAAGGUGUCGCGUAUAAAAGAAAAAUCAAACGACGGUAUCGCAUAUUUUUUUUAAUUUAUCGAAUAGAUCGUGUGGAGUACAAGAAAGAUGCGAAAAUAGAAAGAAAGGAGGGGGGAAAAAGGUUAAACGUGUAACGAAGAAAUGAACGUCGAAUGAAAGAAGCUAAUUAAUCAUUAUAAAGAUUAAGAUAUAAUCGUAAAGAAACGAAAGAAAAAGAAGAAAAAAGAAAGAAAGAAAAUUCGCCCAAAUUGUGAACAUCAACCAAAAAAGAAAAAAAAAAAAAGAAAAAAAUAACCAUAACAAGAACAACAACUUCUGUCCAAUUAGAACAAUACUAAACGCUAUCAAUAAUGAACAUAUAUUACUGUAUGUAAUACUUAUUGAAUAUAAAUAAUAAACUCUCGCCUGCGACGCGACGUUUCCUUUGUCAUGCGAUUAAAAGACGAGAGACUUCCGGUUGUUGCUUUCGUGUGCACGCGUGUUAUCAUAAACGAAUAGAAUAAACGAAGUAAAGAUGGUAAAGAUAAAAAUACGAACGCGUAUUUUACACGAAAGGGAAACGCCGCGGGCGAAGGUAUCUCUGUCCAUUUUUUGGUAAUUCAAGAAUAUUAAUGAUGAAAGAAAAUUAAGACUCAUAAAUGUCACAGUGAUGCUACAUGCCUACCUGGCAUAUAGGAUUAAUAAAGUCUCUUUUAAGUUUCAGACACCGCGUUACACUUUUCUGUUCUUUUUUUCUUUUUUCUUAAAUUCUUCUUUCCCGCUAUCGUUACGAUGAGAAAUUAUAUACAUACAUAGAAUUGAAACAUAGUAAAAUUUAAUUUCUAAUAAUUGUAAAAUGUUCGAUCGUCUGCUUAUAAAUAUUUUCUAAUAAUUAACUAAUUUUAUUGUAAUAGCUAAAAAUUGUACAUAUAUGAUUACUUUCGUUUUCUGUGUUUUUUUCUUUUUUAUUAAUUUUGUUUCUUUAUUUCCAAUUAUAUCUCGCAGUGGAGCAUCUAGCAUCGACGGAGCUUACACAGCCUAUUCCAUCCCACGAUAAGACAAUGUCCAUUUUUAUCGUUAUUAAUUAUCUAAUAUGAUAAUCGUUCAACAACUAUACUUUGUACCCUAACGGAUCCUAGAAUAAUAUUUUCGACCAAUCGGUUUUACGAAUGUCUCUGGAAGACUUCCGAGUUUAACAUUAUCCCUUUCAUCCGAAAGCAAAGCUGCUGCAGCCACAGACAAACACACACAACACACGGUCUAAGUUCCAAACGAAAACCAAUGAGAAAGAAACGAAUAAACUGAUGAAAAGAAAGAGACGAAGGAAAGAAGACGAUGACGCGAACAAGUAAAAUAAAUAAACAACGUCGAAACAAAGGGUCGCACGGGUCCAUUUUUUUCAGAGUAUUAAAGAAAAGAAAAAAAAAAGUAACAAGACGUAAAAUAAAACGCCCUGUAAUCUAAUCGAUUCUCCUAACUAUAAAAAGGCUGUGAGACUAAUCUUUUGCUGUUUUACGCUGCUCCCUCGUUUUUCUACCCUCGCACUGCUGCCGAUUGCAUACGCGCGACUUGUGCACGGUACCAUUUUACGCAUCCAUCAGGCUAGCCAUUUUGGCUGGACUUCUCAGAAAGCGCAACGUUCGCCCUGGCAUAAGCUCCAACUAAAGAAAACAAAUCUUCUUCGUUAUUUGUGGAAAGUUUCGCGAGAGAAUGGUGAACGUGUUAUGCCGGAGGAUUUUAAAAACAUAAACCAUUUUAAGGAAGUGUGAGUCGAGGAGGUAUUUGAGUACUUUUAAUUAAUAAGUUAAAUCUGUACUCUAAAUUAUAUGUCUGUUUUGUACUUUAAAUUGUGCAAUAGACUUGAGAAUAUUUUUGUUUAUAAAGAAUAUGAUCAUGAAGACUAUAUUGGUAAAAAUUGAAGAUAUUUUGAAGUAUGUGACGAAAUUGGAAUUUUUAACUUGCUGUAAAAUCAUAGCUUGGAACUUACAUAUUUCUAUAUCUUUUACAUUCUCUUUUAUUUGUUUAUCGUAUUUUAUUAUCGCGUCAUUAAUUUGAAGAUGUUCGUGUUACGAUAUAAUCAUCAGAGCAUUGUUAUACUUGUUGAUAAACGAUAAUCAAUCUGUGAUUGAUGAAUAUUAACGAGUAAUAAAUUAGAGGAAAAAUUAAUGUUUGCAAAUUCUAAUAAUAAUCUGAAUAACUUAAUUCUCGUGCUUUGAUUUGUUAAAUACUUUGAUUACAAGUACUCCAAUACACGAUUGAUGAUUGGCUUAAAGUAAAAUUAUUCGCGUUUCCAAAUUUCAGAGAACUGACAAACAUCUGUCUACUAAAUAGUCGAAAUGCUAAAGGAUAGCAGUAAAAAAGAAAUUGAAAACUUUUGACUUCUUUUCUCCCAAGAAAGUUAGCAAGAAUUUAACAGCACGUCUACCAGAAACUUAUUUAAAAUAUCUUUAGGGUGUAUUAAAUAUUGUGUAGUAACGUACAAAGUAUUUAUCAGCUAUAUUGCUUUCAUUGGGAGAACAUAAAACAUGCAACAGUUUAUCAAUUAAAAUUUAUUUAAUUCUUAAUGGUCCAUCUGCUACAUUAUCGAAAUUAAGGAUGAAAAGUAAAAUAAAUAAUUUGAUAUAGCGAAGGAACAUACGAAAUUUGUAUUCAUGGGUGAUAAUCACCAAAAUAGUGUUUCAGAGCCCUCGUUUUUAAAAUUGGGAAAGAGAUAUGCCAAAAAAUUACAAUAAAAGAUUUCCACUCUAUCAUUCAUUAAUAUAAUCCAAGUAAAAAGUAUUUUAUAUUUAAUCGAUAAAAAUAUAAUAAAACAAUGCAAGGUGAUCUCUAAACUAAUAUAAGGAAAUCAAUUAUACUGCUACAUAAUAUUUAAUUGCACUUAAUCGCCCAGAAACUUUCCUACAGAAUCUUAAUUGCUAUACCCGCGGAGCCUGCAUUUUCCAAUGUCGUCAAUUAAACGCAAAGUGCGAGAAUGUUAAUAUUGAAUUCGGAACUCUUCUAAAAACGCUUGACGGUGAGAGACUGUUCGAACGAUCAUCGCUAAAUACAUUAAACGAAACAAAAGAAAAAAAAAAAAAAUAAUAAGAACUCACAUAUGUACAUGUAUAAUGUAAGCGAGUCGAGAUUGGUGUUAUAUUUUAAUAUAAUGUGUAAAAAAAAAACGAGCAAAUAACAAAAGACAAAGGAGGUAUGUGCGCAAACGAAAGAAAGAUGCCAUCAGACACACACACCGGUAUUUAGACGUUUAUCGACACAGUAUUGUAAGAAAAUUGUAGCUACGAUGUGCACCAGCUUCACGAUAACUCCAGACACCCUCCACCCCCAUUUUUCCUCACCAUCAUCCCUUUGAUUGUUGUUAUUGUAUUAGCGAUACCGAGACCGACACUCUGUACAUUGCAAAUCGAAUCAAUCUGUACGUCGAACAUGGUGCGACCAAAUAGAAUUGUCGACCGUACAAUUUUCGUUCAUUGUACCUUCUCGAAUCCUCGAUCUUCGGAACCACGUGUGUAUUCUGUUCUAAUUUACUCCAUAGGGAACAAUUGUACGGUAAAUUGUCUCCCAUCGAGUAAAUUAUUGUUUCAAUUUCUAUUGAAAAUUAUUGUUUCAACGAGACGUUUGAAUCGAUAACUUUAUACGAAUUUAAUACUAGUAUACUUGGAUAUCUCUGUUGAUCGCGUUGAUGUAUUUGAAUACCUGUACUUAACGCAAUGAACUAGGCGCAUUGGUGAUAUAUGAUAUUACCACCUCUGAAAUAUUAAACAACUGAUAUUUAAAAUUUCUCAAAUAUUUGGUAUUCAAUGUUUUGUGGUACUCGGAUAUUGGUAUUUAAUAAUCCAAAUACUCGAAUACCGGUAAUAUCAGUAACUUUUGGUAUUUGAAUAUCAUUAUCCUGUAUUCUAGUGGGGUUGAAUACCGAUAUUUGGUAUUUUAAAUGCAUGAAUAUCAGUAUUCGGUACUUUUGGGUGCUCGAGUAUGAGUAUUUCGAAUAUCAGAAAUUUGAAGUAAUUUAAUAUUAGUACUCUGUACUCUGAGGUAUAGUAAAAUAUGAAGAUUAAAUAUUCUUGAAUACUUGAAUAUCAACAUACUGAGUCAUUCGAAUAUUAAAUGCUAGUUACAUCACUGAGAUGUAUAAAUUGUAAACAUUUCAGUUGUAAAAAACAAAUUUAAUUACAUAAUUACAAAGUAACUUUGAAUUGAACAAAUCAUAGCAUAAUUAGUAUUAUCCCAUUCAAAUUGAUCGCUAGCGAUCAAAAUAUUCACAUGAAAAGAAAAGAACAUGGAAUACCUGUACGCUUAUUCCGAUUGAUCGAGGAUUCACCCUGUAAUAACGUAGAACUCCUCUUCGGACGAGUAGGACGAGAAAAGUUAAUAAGAAAAAAAAAAGAUUGAUACUAGAUUGUAAGGAUUUUGGGAAUUCUCUGUAGAUCCGUAGAUCGCUGUAUCACUCGCUCCGGUACUAGAUAACCGGAAAUAGGAAAGCCUAUUUUUGCAUUGCGUGAUUAAAGGCAGAAAACGCGUUUAGAGUCAGUUCCCAUUCAACUGAUAUCUAUUCGAACGAUGUCUUAUGUAAGGCUAUGGGACGAUGCAAGGGCGAUUCGCGGGAUGUUCUGCCAUUUUGCCAUUACCAUGUUCGCGUGAUCGAAUUAUCUGAAUGUUUUCACUUUAAUCGCCGUGAUCCGCUGUAUCAUUCUUUUUUCUACUCUUCCACGAUUCAUUUAACCUUAGAUUCAUGAGCCGAGAACAAAAUGAGAACGUUUCUGUCAAUAUUCUAUGUACAGUUGUAGAAAUUUGUCUCUGUGUAAUAUAAAUGGAUUGAUAAAAUACAUGGAUUGAAUCAAAAUAUGCAGGUGAAUAUAAAUAAUAGUCUGUGUGUGAGUAAACUUACCGCUGUCUAUAGAGUUUCAUUGUACAUUCAUUAAAUUAAUAUUGCAUUCGAUAUUUCCAUAAGAAGCAAGCGUAACAUUAAUACGAAUGCAUGUUUUCUUAUAUAAGGUUAGUAGAUUGAUAUAAAGUUGGUUGAUAGGUUGUGUGUUAACAAAUUUGUUCAACAAUUAAAAAUUUCCAUUUCACCAGUUUUGUACUUGGAGGUUAAAAGAUAUUUAAAUGAGAAGGAUGUACUACAUAUUAUGAACAAAGAAAAAUCAAAAAUUAAAAGAAGCAAAAUGAUGAAAAAUCAAAGGAAUAAGGUACCUUGAAUAUGUUUUAAAUGAUAUUCUAAUAAAAAUAUUAAUAUUAAUUCACAUAAUACAGUUUCCUGAAAGUGUAGAAAAAAGUACUCAACCAAAUACGAUCAAUAAAACAAGCAGCUCUGUAAUAAAUUGUUCAAAAAUUUAAAUAAUAAUUAUUACCUGAUAAUGGUAGAAAUCAGAUGCAAAAUAGCAAAGAACAUCAAGCAAUCGAACUUAGAUCGUCUUGAUAUUGUAACGAUACGUUGCUUCGACUACGAUCGCGAGAACACACUAAUAUACGAUCAGUAACUAAAACUUAACACAAAUCGUUAAACUUACAAAAACUUUCCAAAUCAAUUUUCACGAACAAAUAAAGAACUUCAAAAGAAAACGACGCGACGCGACGCGAUAGUCCACUACGAUUAAGCGGAACAGUCGAUAAAGAUCGACUCGAAUAACGAUUAUCGAAGUACAGCACCGAUCGAUCAAGCGUCAAAAUUCUAACCUCAAUCAGUCAUAAUAGAAGAAUUACCAAUGAAGAGGACCAGUUAUGGAAAAAUAUGCGAAUAAUGUGAUCGACUUUCAAGGAAUUGAUAUAAGUGUUCGCGAACGCGGUCGAAGUAAAGAUCGAAGCCGGGAGUGUAAAAUAAAAAGUAAGAUAAAUCAGAGGCGCUUAGGCGACUUUUAUUUCGUGUUACGCAUACAUAUAGUGAACAAUUAACACGUCGUCAUGACGAAAAGAUUCAAAUUCCAUUACUUAGAUUAUAGUUAGCGAUCGAAUUAGCAUCGUACCUUUUUCGCGCGCACUGGUGCUACAGUGGCCGUUGUACGGAGAACGCUUUCAGAAAGCAUCGUGUGAUCAUUUCUCACACUUGCUCACCCGUGGACAUGAACACAACACAACAUGACCGAGCACGAUUACAAGAGCCGAGAAAAAGGAAACAAGAUCGCGUUACAUCGACGAACGUGCUUAUACGGAAGUUAAGUUUAGUCGUGGCUCGAUGCAAACUCGCGUUAUUUCCAUCAAUAUUGCAAUCUCUUUAGCAUUAAUCUGACUUAAACUUCACACAAGAUAUAUCGACUAAAUUCUCGCCUCAUUUUUUCAGCACCUAUCUUCACAUAUUAGCCUACACGCUUAACCAUGAAUGGACCCAUUUUUAUUACGAUAGCCUUUAUUACGAAGCGAAGGUUUCCUUUCGAUUUCGCGACAAUCUCGAGCAGCACCUCUUAACGUUUAUUACUCACACAGCAAUCACAUACGUAUUACACACGCACACACACAUCCGAUCGCAGGCGUACGCACUAGUGGCACGACGUGCUUAGCGGUGAAGACAGAUAAGUAAGAAAAGCAAAAAAAUAUAUGAUACAUUAACGAAAAAAAAAUAAAUAAAAGUAUAGGUAGGAGAUAUAUUCCAUGUAAUUUCUUCGAAAAAAAGGAAAAAAAUCUAAUCAUUCUUUGUUUGAUUUAGUAGCGGACUCGUAGCGGAAUCGCGCGGUAUCCCUCAUUUAUUGCCAGAGACAGAGUAUCGUAUACUACUUUUUUCGAUCUCGUAGAGCCAUGUGAAGGCUGAAGCGAAUAAAUAAGUUUAAUGGAGUCACACCGGAACUGUGUCGUAAACCGAGAGAUGACUUAUUGUGUAAUAGUAUUAUUUUAUAAGCAGUCAAUAAUAUUAAUAAUUACCGGAAGUAAGCUACAAAAUACCGUAUCACCCCAAGAAAAUAACAAAAUAAAAAAUUUCAUGUAUUCUUUUCGUAAGCUCGUCUCGUCUCGAGAGUACCUAUACCUCUAUUGUUAAAUAUUAUACAUACUGCGAUACUUGCAUAGAAGCUAAUACGAGUAUGAACUUAAACAAUAAGGUGUGUACAUUUUAAUUUUUAUGAAUAUAAUAAAAGUAUAAUUUAAUGUUC